ACUUUAGAGCGAGAAACGAAGAAGAGAGGAAAGGGAAAAAAAAAAAUCCAGGAGAGAGAAACAAAGCGCGGAGAGAGAGAGAGAGAGAGAAGGGGGGUGUAGGGUUUGAGCUCAAUUGGACGACGUUAAUGGCAGCUAGGGUUUCCCACUGAGAAGAAAAAGCCCUCUUCUUUCAUCCCCUCUAUUGCGCCCUAGAAUCCUCGAUUUCCUUUCGAUUCGUAGCUCUGGCGAUGGGCGCGCAGGGGAAGCUCUCGAAUUCUUCGAAUUCCAUGCAGCGUGUUAAGGUUUACCGUCUGAAUGAAGAUGGAAAAUGGGAGGACCAAGGAACAGGGCACGUCAGCGUUGAUUAUUUGGAGAGGUCAGAGGAACUUGGUUUACUUGUCAUUGAUGAAGAAGAGAAUGAUGCCAUACUUGUACAUCGCAUUUCCUCAGAAGAUAUUUACAGAAGGCAAGAAGACACAAUCAUCUCUUGGAGAGAUCUAGAGCUUUCAACUGAAUUGGCCCUUAGCUUUCAAGAAGCCUCAGGAUGCUCCUACAUUUGGGAUCACAUAUGUGGAGUACAGAGAAACCUGCAUUUUAAUACCCUUGGAAGUCUUGAUGUUGCUCGUUCUUCGUCAAUGGAAGCUAUUGAAGCUGCGGGUUCCUUGCAAUCAAAUGAUGAAUCAUUUCAUGGAGUUAACAAUGAACUACGGGAGCUUCCACCUGUUGAGCUAUCCGCUCUCCCUUUGAUAUUAAAGGUAAUUCAUUUUUGUUUGCAGAAUGUGGUAGAAUGUGGUAUUACAGAUCAAAUGCGUGCCGCAGAGCUAAUUUUGCAAGAUCAAGAAUUUUUCACGAAGCUUAUGAACCUAUUUAGGAUGUGUGAAGACUUGGAAAACAUGGAGGACCUUCAUAUGAUAUUCAGAUUGGUUAGAGGGAUAAUUUUACUUAACAACCCACAGAUCUUUGAUAAAAUUUUUGGGGAGGAGUAUAUUUUGGAUAUUAUUGGUUGCCUUGAGUAUGAUCCGGAUGUCCCUAGUGUUCAACAUCAUCGUGCUUUUCUGAAGGAGCAUGUGGUUUUCAAGGAGGCCAUCCCCAUCAAAGAUUCUUCAGUACUGUCAAAGAUACAUCAAACAUAUAGACUUGGUUAUAUAAAGGAUGUGAUUUUACCAAGAGUAUUGGAUGAAGCAACAAUGACAAGUCUUAAUUCCAUUAUCCAUGCAAAUAAUGGUGUUGUUAUUCAAUUGUUAAAGGACGACACAUCGUUUAUCCAAGAACUAUUUGCAAGGAUGCGAUCAUCCUCCACUUCUCCAGAAUCCAAAAGGAAUUUGGUUUUAUUCUUGCACGAGUUUUGUUCGCUAAGUAAGAGCUUGCAAUUGGUCCAACAAUUACGGUUGUUUCGGGAUCUUGCAAGUGAAGGGAUAUUUGACAUCAUAACUGACAUGUUGCAGAGCCAGGAUAUAAAGCUUUUAACUACGGGGACAGAAAUACUCAUCCUUUUUCUUAAUCAAGACCCAAACCUUUUGAGAUCAUACGUUAUUCAACAAGAAGGGAAUUCCCUUCUUAGAUUUUUGGUCAAAGGUAUGAUAACUGAUUUUGGGGAGGACAUGCAUUGUCAGUUUCUGGAAAUCAUUCGCAUACUGGUUGACUCAUAUACGAUGACUGGGUCACAGAAGGACACAAUUAUAGAGAUUUUUUAUGAACGGCAUCUAAACGAACUGGUUGAUGUGAUAGCAUCAUCUUGUCCUCCAAAAAGUCGUUCUCAAGCUGUUAGAAAAUCAUCUGGUUCGGGUUCAAGAGACAGAUCUGCUGCUGCACCAAAACCUGAAAUUAUAUCUAACAUCUGUGAGCUUCUGUGUUUUUGUGUGCUCCAUCAUCCUUACAAGAUAAAGUGCAAUUUUCUUAUGAAUAAUGCUAUUGAGAAGGUCCUCUAUUUAACUCGCCGUAGAGAAAAGUUUUUGGUUGUGGCAGCUGUUCGUUUUAUGCGAACUAUUAUCUCUCGCAAUGAUGAGCAUCUGAUUCGCCACAUUGUGAAAAACAAUCUUUUAAAACCAGUAAUUGAGGCUUUUGUUGAGAAUGGCAACCGUUACAAUAUGCUGCAUUCAGGAGUACUUGAACUCAUCGAAUACAUUCGCAAGGAGAACAUUAAACCUCUUAUCCUAUACAUAGUUAAUUCUUUCUGGGAACAACUACUGAAAUUUGAGCGUUUAGACUCGAUUCAUGGUUUAAAACUCAAAUAUGAGCAGUCACUUGAGCCUUGUGAGACAAAGAAUGCCGUUAACAUAGUGGACUGCAGAAAAAGAAUUGAUGAGCGGGCCCUUGAGAAAGAGGAAGAAGAUUACUUCAACGAGGACAGCGAUGAAGAAGACUCUGCUUCUGCUCAUACUCAGAACCAUGGUGCAUCCCCAAAUUUGCCUAAUGGAACUAAAGUUGCGCACUCAUCUGUUAGGCCUGGAUCUGGUGGGCUAGUUGACUAUGACGAUGAUGAAGAUGAUGAAGAUUAUAACCCGCCAACAAGGAAACCUGAGUCUGCUACAGAGGGUGAGAAAGCAACAGACUCUUCAAGCAAGUUGAAACGCAGGACUCCUGACAGCAAAAGUGAAGAGUCUGAGCUGAGUAAGAAAAACAGGCUUGAGCAACAAUCUGAGGAUGGUAAGGUUGCUGUUGUCAGUGACUUGCCCAGUAGAGACACAGCUGCUCCUCCAGCUGAAGAUACAGGUGGUCACUCAAAUGACAUCAGUACCGAGAAGGAAACUACAGCUGGAGAAAGUUCAACUAAAUGCCUCACUAACAGUACAGAUUCUAGACAGACAAGUGGAGACAAUUGUCAGUCAACACCAAUCAGCAAUUCUUCCCAAGAGAUGACAGUUAAUGGUAAUAAUAAUGCUGGUUCAGAGCCCUAUCCAGUACGAUGAUACCAGUAUUUUUUGUUUCCAUUACUGUUCAUAGUGUCAAUCAAUUUUCGAAGAAGUGGAAAAGAUAAAUACAGUGGUUAUUUCUCGCUCCUCAGAGGAGAUGCUGAUACCACGACCGGGUGCCAAUAUAGUUUUAAUCAUCACCUGGCGAUGAAGUGACAAUUUUGGUUUCAGCUCUCAAAUUGGCCUGGCAUGCCCCUGAAUGGGAUUAUAUGUACAAGUUGUCGAGUAAUGCUGCCACAUAUUGACAUUGGUAUUUCUUUGGUAAAGCAUUAAUUAGCCCUUGUUUGUGGGUUAAGGACAAGUGCAUUAUUUUGUACCUUUUUCUAAAGUUUUCUUCCCUUAAAAAAUUUUGUGUUUGCUGUUGUUGGCCGUAGUAAGUUAUAUGUUGUAAAAGCAUUAGAGGAAUUAGUUAUCCUCCUUGUAAGAAGAAAUGGCAAAGUGUGGGAUAUCUCAUUUCAAAGGCAAUGUAACCUGUUCAUAGACUCCAGAUGCCAUAGCCCUUGGGAGAUAGUUGAUUUUUUUUUUUUCCA
Molecule: messenger RNA, 3424 nt
Organism: Asparagus officinalis (garden asparagus)
Lineage: Eukaryota; Viridiplantae; Streptophyta; Magnoliopsida; Asparagales; Asparagaceae
Product: serine/threonine-protein phosphatase 4 regulatory subunit 3B
Exons: 25
Coding region: 231-2891 (886 amino acids)
Biological process (GO): protein dephosphorylation
Cellular component (GO): nucleoplasm; protein phosphatase 4 complex
Molecular function (GO): protein phosphatase activator activity
Source: RefSeq, a predicted model, not a curated record